This is a messenger RNA of Coffea eugenioides, 2189 nucleotides long. Its product is annotated as protein AUXIN RESPONSE 4. The record is from RefSeq and is a predicted model, not a curated record. The coding region runs from base 291 to 1751 and encodes 486 amino acids. The transcript is spliced from 2 exons. NCBI's taxonomy places the organism in Eukaryota, Viridiplantae, Streptophyta, Magnoliopsida, Gentianales, Rubiaceae.
GGAUCGAUAGUUUAGGACCCACUCCGCAAACUGAAAAUGGUUCAGGAAGGUGUUUUGCAAUUAACCCCAAAAUUUAUACUGUGAGUGCAAGAUCGCAGCUUAAGCAUUGGCCGCAUGCGUGUGGAACUUUCUUUUGCAGUUUCUCCUUUCCACAGUUCCACUUUAGCUACGGUUGUGGCACUUGGCAGAUCUGAGGAUCAAGGAAAAGAGCAGUAUCCUCAACCCCUUUUCUUUGGAGUUCCAUAAACAUCAUAAAUGCCAGUAUCAGUUCAACUUCACCAGUAGUAGCAAUGGCAAUCUUAACUGAAGAACCAGACCCACCAAAACCCUCAACCCAAACAACCCCUAAGCCUUUAUCCAAAUCCAAAGCCAAAACCACCACUUCAUCACCACCAUCCUCCUCCUCCUCCACCAACUACACCAACCCUUAUCAAUUUUGGUUCUACUUCACCCUCACAGUCUCUCUAGUUACCCUUUUCUUCAUUUCUCUGCCCUCCUUCUCUACUCAGGACCCCAAGACAUGGUUCCUCAACCUGCCCCCAAAUCUGCGCCAGCACUAUUCUAAAGGUAGGAUUUUUAAGGUACAACUCACCCCAAAUCACCCCCAAGUUGAAGCCUUUUCAAUUCAAGAUGGGCCCUUUAGUUCUGAUCAUCGAGUACUGAUUGUACAUGGGUUUGGUUGCAGCUCUUUUGCUUUUCAGGGGAUUGUUAAAUCUUUAGGCCUUAAAGGGGUUCAUGCUAUUGCUAUAGAUUUACCUGGUUCCGGGUUCUCGGAUAAGUCCGUGGUUGUGGUGGAAGAGAAUGUUGGGGGUAGUGGUGGGGUUUUAGGGGGGUUUUGGGAAGUUUAUGGUCAGAUUAAAGAAAAGGGUCUAUUCUGGGGGUUUGAUCAGCUGAUUGAAAAGGGGUAUGUGGAUUAUGAGGAGAAUGAUAUUCGGGUUUCGAAAAGGGUGGUUGUAAAGGCUAUUGAAUUAGGUGAUGAAGAGAUGGGGAGGGUCUUGAGUCAGGUUAUUGAUGCAAUGGGAUUGGCACCUGUGGACUUAUUUUUGCAUGAUUCUGCAUUAGGCUUGAGUGCUAAUUGGAUAUUGGAAAAUGCGCGGUUGGUUAGGAGUGUUACUUUGCUUGACAGUGUACCAAGUAGAACAGCAUUGCCUUCUUGGGCAUUGGAAUUGCCAGUGGUGAGAGAGGCGGUUUUGGGGGUUGGAUUGGUGUUUCAGAGCGUUCUUGGAAAGUAUUGUUUGAAAUCUGUUGGCAAAGCGGAGGCUGAGGCUCAUAGGAUUCUUUUGAAGGGAAGGAAUGGAAGGAGGUCAGCGGUUGGGAUGGUUAAGAGGGUAAAUCAUAGUUUGGACUUGUCUGAAUGGAGUGGUUUGAAUGAGGUGAAAGACUUGCCAAUGCGAGUGAUUUGGUCUAGUGGUUCUUCCAAAGAAUGGAGUGAGGAGGGCAGUCGGGUUGCCGAUGCCCUUUCUCAGGCUACAUUUGUCUCCCAUUCUGGUGGAGCAUGGCCACAGGAGCAUGUUUCUGAGGAGAUAGCUGAAAGUAUUUAUGAAUUCAUUUCUGCAUUACCAAAGUCCACUAGGCAAUCUGAGGAAGAGCCAAUACCAGAGCACAUUCAGAUGAUGCUUGAUGAUGCAAAAAGCAAUGACCACCAUAACCAUCACCAUCACCAUGGGCAUGAUGGUCAUGAUCAUGGUCAUGGACAUGCUCAUGCUGGAUAUUCGGAUGCAUAUGGGCUUGGUCAUGGGUGGGCCGUGUAAUCUGUUUUGUUGUCCUAUGACGCAAUGGAAGUUAAAUAAGCUCGCCUUUUGAAGGCUCAGAUUAGAUCCACGCCAGAUUCCAUUUAUGCUUUUUAACAGUUGAUUCCUAGUGUCUUUCGAGUGUCUAGCUAACUUUGCUAACUAUCGUGGAACGUUUCUCUGCUGGAGGAUAAUUUUCUGCAGAUUGUCAACCUGUGGUGGCUAACUAUUCUGACUGCUGUGGAGCUUUUUUCUCUUCUGGAGGAUAAUUUUCUGCAGAUUGUCAACUGAGGUAGGAUUCUAUGCCCUGAAUAGAGAAAAUUUGAAAGAGGGCUUGUUAAAAGGAGAGUAUUUCAGUUGUAAUGUCUGCGGUGUUCCUUUUCCUGCAGUAUGUAUUGAUUUUGCUUUGGUUUGAGAUGAUGAUGCUAAGCUUGAUGCCAAUAUCACUUUCUUGAUUUA